This is a messenger RNA of Beta vulgaris subsp. vulgaris (sugar beet), 1748 nucleotides long. RefSeq names its product chaperone protein ClpB1. The coding region runs from base 1039 to 1431 and encodes 130 amino acids. Gene Ontology annotation, molecular function: ATP hydrolysis activity. The record is from RefSeq and is a predicted model, not a curated record. Gene Ontology annotation, cellular component: cytoplasm. The transcript is spliced from 5 exons. NCBI's taxonomy places the organism in Eukaryota, Viridiplantae, Streptophyta, Magnoliopsida, Caryophyllales, Amaranthaceae. Gene Ontology annotation, biological process: cellular response to heat.
GUGUUGGCAAGGAAAUGCCAACUGAUGUACUCAAAUUACCUCCUCCAGAACGUUGCUCUAAAUGUUGUACAUUUAGAUUUGUUUUUUGACCCUCUGGCUUUUUUUGUUCUGAUGGUGAAGUUGAAAUCACUUCUAAUUCGUUCCCAUCGGAUCUCAUUAGGCUCUUUACUUCACAUGACGAUUAUUCUGUAAAUUCUGUAUCCUCUCUCCUCACUCUUUCUUUUCGUUGUCUCCCUCUUCUCUCUCCUCCUUUGCUUGCUUUUUUCCACUCUGCUGUUUUAAGCCCACCAAUGGCAAGUUACUUUUUGGUUUUCUUUCAUUGAUUUUUUGUUGAUAUUUUCUAUGUAUACUAAUGUAUGAACUUUGUAACUAUUUUAUAUAUUUUCAAUUUCUUAAUGUUUCUUCAUCAAUAUUCAUCUUUCUCUUUCCUAAUUCCUCCGAUCCAAGAAGUUUCUUUUUUCCCCUCAAUUUUUGAUUGAGAAUUGAUUAGACUUUCAAUUCUUUCUUGUUUCAGAUUUCACAAGCUUUGGUUACGAUUGAACUACGGAGUAAGCGUUGUAGCUUGUUUCCAAUACUCAAUGGCUUCAUCGAACCAAGCUUCCGGAAUUUGAGAAUCUCAUUGUUGAAUGGCAUAUGCUCCCCAGUCAGAAUAGGACUAGGCCGGUCAAUUCCUUUCCUCAGAACCACACUUAACAACUUUUUGAUGAUGAGAAUCUGUUGGUGAGAAUCGAUAUGUCAGAGUAUAUGGAGCAACAUUCCAUGGCCCCGGUUGAUUGGUGCUCCUCCGGGAUAUGUUGGCCAUGAAGAAGGUGGGCAACUAACUGAGGCUGUCAGAAGGCGGCCUUACAGUGUCGUUUUAUUUGAUGAAGUCGAAAAAGCGCAUGCAGCUGUUUUUAAUACUCUCUUGCAAGUGCUCGAUGAUGGGAGACUGACAGAUGGCCAAGGCCGGACUGUUGACUUCAGGAAUACAGUGAUCAUUAUGACAUCUAUAAUCUUGGGGCAGAACAUCUCCUCUCUGGGCUUCUAGGCAGGAGUACAAUGGAUGCUGCUCGAGAAAAAGUGAUGGAACAGGUGAGGAGACAUUUCAAGCCUGAACUGCUAAACCGUCUGGAUGAGAUUGUAGUCUUCGAUCCUUUAUCACAUGAGCAGCUAAGGAGGGUUGCUAGGCUGCAGAUGAAGGAUGUUGCAAAGCGUCUUGCUGAGAGGGGAAUCGCUUUGGGAGUCACAGAUGCUGCUCUGGAUUAUGUCUUAGCAGAAAGCUAUGAUCCAGUGUAUGGUGCAAGGCCUAUCAGGAAGUGGUUAGAAAAGAAGGUGGUGACUGAAAUGUCGAAAAUGCUUAUAAGAGAGGAAAUAGACGAGAACUCAACCGUCUAUAUCGAAGCUGGAUCAAGGGACUUGUUUAUCGUGUGGAAAAAAAUGGCGGGAUGGUGAAUGCUGCUACUGGACAAAAGGCGGAUGUCCUGAUUCAGCUCCGUAAUGGACCAGGGUAACUCAAGCUGCGAAGAAGAUUAAAAUUCAGGAACUAGAUGAUGAUGAGAUGGACUGAAAAACUGACGGAUGAUUUUUGUUUCUUUUAGAAGCUUUUCCUCUUCUUUUCGUGGGUUUACAACUUAAAGAAGAAAGGAAAAAGAGGCUGUUAUAGUUGGUUUGUCUUCAAGUUGUAUAUAGCGUAGUUGUCUCUAGAGUUGUAAUGCCGUUUGUCACUUCUGGUUUGUGUCAAUAUAAAAGAAGUUAUGUUGGUUUUUGCA